GUCAUUUGCUAUGUAAAAGUUGAAAGACACAUGAGCUUCAUUGAUUGACUAUGCACUCUGCAUUUUUUCAACAUCACAUCACAUCCAUAUGCAAUGCUGAUGCAACACACACACAUGCUUUAUCUUUCUCUUUCUCUUUCUUUUGUUGUCUUCAACCACUUCUCCAUUUUUCUAUCUACCAUCUUAACAUCACAACCAUUUCUUACAGUAAAAUGGUACUCACUUCAAAUAACAAAAACAAACUCAGAAAGAGAACAUGGGACCGUGAAGAUGAUUUAUAUAUUCACCUACAAGACAACAUUAACAACAACAACAUCAACUUCUUCAACAACCUUCUUGACAAAUUUAUUGUUAACAAUCCAAAAGCUGACUCAGAACUCAUGCAGUUCACUGAUGGUUCAUCCAACAUUAUACAAUCUCAGAUUCUUCAUCUUCAAGAUCAAAACAGAGAUAACAACAACAACAACAACAACACUGCUGAAGAAAACAACACAGAAAACGAGGUUGAACCACAAAAUGGGUUUUUAUUACAAAAUAUGAGGCCUCAUGGAAAAUCUCAUGUACUAGAAAUCGUUAAGGAUGGUGUCUUUGUAACAUACGAGGAAGAAUCAUCAUGUGAAAAUCAUAAGGGUAAACUCAGUGUUAAGAAAUCUAAAGGUAAAAAAAGUCCUAGUGUUAAGGGUAAGAAACUGAAAGGUAAAAAAAGAGAGCGUAAAAGAAAGAUUGAUGUUCAUGUUCCUGUGAAUGUGAAUGAGAAAGGUGUUGAUUCAGCUGUGAAAGCUGCAUGCAUAGAAGAAGUAACAGUGAAAAAGGAGAUUCAAGAUAAUGCUUAUGAUGAUGAUGAUGAUGAUGAUUUUAAAAUAAUGCCUGUGGAAAGUCCAGCUGAUAAUGAAGUCAAUCCAAGGAAAAUGACAGAGUUUAGAGAAAAACUCAUGAAUGAACUUAAUAGGCCUUACUCUAAAGAAGAGCACGAGAAACUAUUGAGAGACAUUAAGGUUCAAAAGCCGGUUCAAAACUACAAAGAUCUGCGUGGGCGUAUCAAAAUCUAUGAGGAAGAUCGUGCUGGAAAGUCUUUUCUUGAGCAUAAUCUUGAUCUUGCGAAGCAAAUAGAAGCAGCUCGCGAUGAUCCUCCCAAAGAGCUGUGUCUCCUGCGUGGAUUUUUCUUUUGGUUGAGUAAUUCAACACUUGAAGGGGACUUCAUGCCAUGGAGAGUUCCAUCAUGUUUGGACGAAUGGUACCACAACAAUAGAAAAGGAUGAUAGUUUGGUUUGUGUUUUAUUUUCUAUGGGGUAAUUAUGUAAAGUUGUAUUUACAGUAGGCCACUUAGAAAUGUAUGUGAUGUAAAUUAGUUUAAAUUUUUUUUUUUAUUAUUUUUUUUGCAAAGCUUAUGAAACUCAAUGACUUAUGAUAUACAUGUUAGUUUAACUGUUA
This is a messenger RNA of Trifolium pratense (red clover), 1431 nucleotides long. RefSeq names its product general transcriptional corepressor trfA-like. Lineage: Eukaryota; Viridiplantae; Streptophyta; Magnoliopsida; Fabales; Fabaceae. The coding region runs from base 51 to 1259 and encodes 402 amino acids. The transcript has 4 exons. The record is from RefSeq and is a predicted model, not a curated record.